AUGCCAGGCACUGUGGCGACACUGCGGUUCCAGCUCCUGCCCCCUGAGCCAGAUGAUGCCUUCUGGGGUGCACCCUGUGAACAGCCCCAGGAGCGCAGGUACCAGGCACUGCCGGCCCUCGUCUGCAUCAUGUGCUGUCUGUUUGGAGUCGUCUACUGCUUCUUCGGUUACCGCUGCUUCAAGGCAGUGCUCUUCCUCACUGGGUUGCUGUUUGGCUCGGUGGUCAUCUUCCUGCUGUGCUACCGAGAGCGGGUGCUGGAGACACAGCUGAGUGCCGGGGCGAGUGCGGGCAUCGCACUGGGCAUCGGGCUGCUGUGCGGGCUGGUGGCCAUGCUGGUGCGCAGCGUGGGCCUCUUUCUGGUGGGGCUGCUGCUCGGUCUGCUGCUCGCCGCUGCUGCCCUGCUGGGUUCCACCCCCUACUACCAGCCGGGCUCUGUGUGGAGCCCUUUGGGGCUGCUGCUGGGGGGCGGCCUGCUCUGCGCGCUGCUCACGCUGCGCUGGCCUCGCCCGCUCACCACUCUGGCCACCGCUGUGACUGGCGCUGCGCUCAUCGCCACUGCCGCCGACUACUUUGCCGAGCUGCUGCUGCUGGGGCGCUACGCGGUGGAGCGGCUACGUGCUGCCCCUGUGCCUCCCCUGUGCUGGCGUAGCUGGGCCCUGCUGGCGCUCUGGCCUCUGCUCAGCCUGAUGGGCGUCCUGGUGCAGUGGCGGGUGACGGCCGAGGGGGACUCCCACACGGAAGUGGUCAUCAGCCGGCAGCGACGCCGUGUGCAGCUGAUGCGGAUAAGGCAGCAGGAAGAGCGCAAGGAGAAGCGGCGCAAGAAGAGACCCUCAAGGGCUCCCUCCAGAGGCUCCCGGGCCCCUCCAAGGCCUGGGCCCCCUGACCCUGCUUAUCGGCGCAGGCCAGUGCCCAUCAAACGUUUCAAUGGAGAUGUCCUCUCCCCGAGCUAUAUCCAGAGCUUCCGGGACCGGCAGACAGGAAGCUCCCUGAGCUCCUUCAUGGCCUCACCCACGGACAUGGACUAUGAAUAUGGGUCCCGGGGACCAUUGACAGCCUGCACAGGGCCCCCUGUGCGGGUAUAG
Messenger RNA from Pipistrellus nathusii (Nathusius's pipistrelle), 1083 nucleotides. NCBI's taxonomy places the organism in Eukaryota, Metazoa, Chordata, Mammalia, Chiroptera, Vespertilionidae. The record is from the annotation of a GenBank genome assembly.